Colletotrichum acutatum is the source of this 552-nucleotide messenger RNA. Its product is annotated as ubiquitin-conjugating enzyme. Bases 1 to 552 code for a protein of 183 amino acids. The transcript is spliced from 4 exons. The record is from RefSeq and is a predicted model, not a curated record. Lineage: Eukaryota; Fungi; Ascomycota; Sordariomycetes; Glomerellales; Glomerellaceae.
AUGCUAAAGAUUUGGUCUAUGAAGAAGGAGCAGCAGAAGGCUGAAAAUGCCGACGCUGCGGGUGGCAAGAAGAAGAAGGUGACUGCCGCGCAACUUCGUGUACAGAAAGAUCUCUCGGAACUAUCUCUCGGAUCAACGAUGAAGACCGACUUCCCUGACGCUGACGACAUUCUCCACUUCACGCUUACGAUCGAGCCCGAUGAGGGCAUGUACCGGACCGGACGAUUCACCUUCACAUUCGACAUUAACCAAAACUUCCCCCACGAGCCACCGAAAGUCCGUUGCAAGGAGAAGAUUUACCACCCUAAUAUCGAUCUGGAGGGCAAGGUGUGCUUGAAUAUUCUGCGCGAAGACUGGAAGCCCGUCCUCAAUUUGAACGCAGUCAUUGUCGGACUCCAGUUCCUGUUCCUCGAACCGAAUGCCUCUGACCCUCUGAAUAAGGAGGCUGCCGAUGAUCUCAGACUCAACCGUGAGGGAUUCAAGCGCAAUGUCCGGACCGCGAUGGGCGGCGGUACUGUCCAAGGACAGAGCUACGACCGUGUGUUGAAAUAA